Molecule: messenger RNA, 1011 nt
Organism: Helianthus annuus (common sunflower)
Lineage: Eukaryota; Viridiplantae; Streptophyta; Magnoliopsida; Asterales; Asteraceae
Product: glutamic acid-rich protein-like
Exons: 1
Coding region: 1-1011 (336 amino acids)
Source: RefSeq, a predicted model, not a curated record
AUGCCUUCUAAUCUUGGCCCAGGUCCAACAAGUUUGGAAGAUGUUGGAUUCUUUGGUGAUGAAAGAGUUGAUGGUUUAAUCAAAAGAGUUACUGUGUUGGAGAAAGCAAAAGGUGAAAUGGAAGGAAAGUUGAAAGCUUCUGAAGCAGAUCUGAAAGAAACUAAAGAAAAUUUGAAGCAGGUUGAAGCAGAAAACGUUGUCCUCAAGAAUGAAGUGAUAGCUAUGCAAGAUCAGAUUGAAGAUGUCAAAGCUGGUAACAAUGCAUUGAAUGAAGCAAUCGAUGAGCUGCUAGUUGAGAAUUAUGACUUGAAUGAGGAAAACAUGACAAUAAGCAAUGCUAAUGAGAUCUUGCAAAAGGAGAUAGAAGAUCUCAAAGUCAAAGAUGAGAACAAGUCGAAGCAGAUAGAGAUGUUAUACGCUGUGAUAGAAGAUCGACUUGGGAUCAAUGUUCGUGCGGCUUUUGAUGAUAUAGAAAUCCGAAGAGCUGAGGCUCAGAGGAUGGAGAAAGAACAAAAAGAUGCUGAAGAAGCCGCUGCGGCCUUAAAAGAUAAAGGUAAGGGUGUCGUUGUUGAUAAUGAAGAAAUUCUCGGAUCCUCAAGUCAACAAGAGCAACAACAACCAAAUGUUGAAGUUAAUGUUGCAGAGGUGGAAGUUAAUGUAGAAAAUGCUCUAGUUCCUGCACUGCUAUUCACUCUUGUUGGUGAACCAAAGUUAGUAUACUAUAGCAGGGAAGAUAGUGCGAGAAGAAUAGAAGUUGAAAGGCGACGAUUGAAAGCUAAGGAAGCUAAGAAAGCUCAAGCUAUUGAGGUAGUUGACGAAGAGGAAGAUGAUGAGGAUGAAGAGGAUGAUGAUUUUAAAGAUAUUGAUGACUUUCAUGAAAGCGAUGAUGACAAAGGUGAUGAUGACGAUCAGGGAGGUAAUGGUGGUGCUUUGAUUGUAAGACCACCUGGUGCUGAUAACGUUGAUGAUUACUUAAACGAUGAACAUAAUGAGGAAAAAGAAGAUGCUUAG